AUGAGCUACAAGACCAACUAUGAGCUCUACACUCGAGCAAGCAUCGAUAGUAGACGCUCGCCGCCACCAGAUGAACUCCUCUCCCCGUUGGCAACGCUCUACCCGCAUGUCACUGCCCUGCAGCCGCAAUACAACCCCAACAGCUGCACCUUUACCGGCUACCGCCACACGGGUUACUGGGCAGCCGCCUAUACGACUCAACCUCUCGAAGAACCUUUGAUCCCAACACGACGCGGCAGUGAACAACCAUGUGGCUUCAUGUCCAAGCUUCGUCGACUCCUCAGCCGAGACCAACUAAAAUACCGGCGGGGGUCCAAUGCAACUACAUGA
Molecule: messenger RNA, 330 nt
Organism: Penicillium alfredii
Lineage: Eukaryota; Fungi; Ascomycota; Eurotiomycetes; Eurotiales; Aspergillaceae
Exons: 2
Coding region: 1-330 (109 amino acids)
Source: RefSeq, a predicted model, not a curated record